CAAACUUCUCCUGCUCAGCCAAUCAGCGCGGAGUCUCGCGGACUCUUGUAAAGAUGGCGACGGUGAAACAUGUAGGAGUUUUAACCAGACGCUCUGCCGUUACCGAACACCGCAGCACCAGGCACCGUGUCGACUGAUACGGCGGCGGGAGCGAAAGUCAAUCGACCCGUUCGUCGGCCGCAGCACGCCGUUGGGCGCUGAACGGUGCCGCCGCGGGCCUGGUUGCUCUUGUUUUCGGUUCCACUGCAGUUGUCUCGGUCCGCUCGCUAGCUUCAAGUUGGCGAGCCCAGCGCUAGCUCGGGGGCUAGCUGUGUAGCUCCGUCGGAUCUCCCUGCGAGGCAUCCAUGGAUCGAUAGCGUGACAGGGGUCAACACUGGACUUGCCUACACUUGAUCGAAGUUUUUAAUUUUCACGGAAAUAGCCACCCAUGAGUCUCUUGGACUGAAACCCCUCCAGGAGCGACGAGGGGGCACCGACGGUCCGGCAUUGCGACGGUGCACUGCGGCGUCGAGGCGCAGAGAGUUUCUGCCGUCAUGUAUUUCCUCACCGGCUGGCCCCGGAGGCUGCUCUGUCCGCUGCGGAGCGACGAGGAGCCCUUCCACAUCCAGCCCAGCUCCCAGAGGUUCUACUUCGCCGUGCUGUCAGAGACGCAGCUCAGCGUCUGGUUCAGUCGGCCCAGUGUUUUGAUAGUCAGCUAUAUCGAGUCUGCAAAGGCGGCGGCCCAGUUUGGCUUCUACCAGAAGGCAGAAUGGAAACCGGACGACUCCAUGAUAGCUGUGGCAACUGCCAAAGGUUACAUCCUGCUGUUCGAUGUGCUUGGUGGAGGGGAUGACAAGUACCUCUAUGAGCCCGUCUAUCCAAAGGGAAGUCCUCGUGUGAAGGUGACCCCAGGUUAUAAAGAAGAGCAAUGUGCCCCCGCCUUGUCUCUAGAGAUGAAGAAGCCUGUGGAUCUGGAGGCCCCCAUCACUAGUCUGCAGUCCCUCCAGGAGGACUUACUGGUGUGUACGGCAGACGGCUACCUCCACGUGCUGCACUGGGACGGGCUCGGCAGUAAUGGACGCAAGGCCAUCUGCCUCACUACAAUCCCAUUCUCACUAGACCUGCAGUCCGCUCGAGGUGGUCCCUCUCUGGACCUGGAGGGAGUGUAUAUCCGUUGCAUGGAGUACUGUGUGACCCUGGACGGCUUCGCCGCAGUUCUGAGCGAUGGACGUCUUGGUUUUAUCACACCUCUCAGCAACACCAUCACCACAGAUCAGCUGCAGGGCGUCUGGGCAGCAGAUGUCACCGACGGCACCUGUGUGGCCGUCAACAACAAGUACAGACUGAUGGCCUUUGGCUGCGCCAGCGGCUCAGUGCUCGUGUACAUGAUCGACACCACGACAGGGUCCAUGCAGCUCUCCCACAAACUGGAGCUCACCCCAAAACAUUACCCAGACAUAUAUAACAAGACGGGCCCAGUCAAGCUCAUCUGCUGGUCACCUGACUACAGUGUUGCCAUGGUUACCUGGGAGUGUGGCGGCCUAUCGCUGUGGAGUGUCUUUGGAGCGCACCUCAUCUGCACUCUUGGAGAGGACUUUGCGUAUCGUUCUGAUGGCACCAAGAAGGACCCCAUUAAAAUCAGCUCUAUGAGCUGGGGAGCAGAGGGGUACCACCUGUGGGUGAUCCCCAACAAACAAGAGAGGAGGAGGCAGGAAGAACAGCCUGAGGCGGAUGUGGUCGAACCUCCUCCGUCCUCCCUGCAGGCUGGCAUACUGCAGUUCCAGUUCAUCAAGAGUGCCCUCACAGUCAACCCCUGCACGAGUAACCAGGAGCAGGUGCUACUCCACGGCGAAGACCGCCUCUACCUGACCUGUGGUGACCCCACACAGGUCCACGGCACCUCUGACUCGCACCCACACACACACUUGAACCCGCACGACGGCAGCCCAAUGCACCAUGCCCCCAAACCCGACUCCUCUCUCUCUCAGGGACUCAGCACUUUACUGGGACACAAGCACUGGCACGUGGUCCAGAUCCACAGCACAUACCUAGAGAGCAACUGGCCUAUACGGUUUGCAGCAAUAGACACAGCAGGCCAGUGCAUGGCUGUAGCAGGGAGGCGGGGCUUUGCACACUACUCCUUAUUCACAAGGAAAUGGAAACUGUUUGGAAAUAUCACUCAGGAGCAGAACAUGGCUGUGACGGGAGGUCUGGCUUGGUGGAAAGACUUUGUGGUGGUGGCCUGCUACAAUUUCAUCGAUCACCAGGAGCAGCUGAGGCUCUAUCAACGCUCGUCCAACCUGGACAACGCCUUCGCCUCGGUCACCAAGCUGCACUCAGACACGCUGCUGCUAAACGUGUUCAGAGACAUGGUCAUCUUGUUUCGAGCCGACUGCUCCAUCUGCCUCUAUAGCUUAGAGAGGAGGAACGACAGUCCAACCCCGUCGGCCAGUGUGGAGUUGCUGCAGGAGGUGUCAAUGUCUCGCUACAUCCCUCACCCGGCCCUCGUGGUCUCGGUUACACUCACGUCCGUGCGCACAGAGACCGGCAUCACAUUGAAAGCCCCGCAGCAGGCCUGCAUGGCAGAAAGCAUCAUGUUGAAUCUGGCCGGCCAGUUGAUCAUGCUACAGAGGGACCGUUCAGGUCCACAGGUACGAGAGAAGGAGACGCCUGCUAAUAAUAAGAAGCUGCUACCAUUUUGUCCCCCUGUGGUGUUGGCCCAGUGUGUGGAGAACGUGUGGACCACCUGUCGCACCAACAGGAAGAAGCGACACCUGCUGGAAGCCCUGUGGUUGUCGUGUGGUGAAGCGGGCAUGAAAGUGUGGCUGCCGUUGUUCCCCCGGGACCACCGCAAGCCCCACUCCUUUCUCUCCAGGCGCAUCAUGCUGCCCUUCCACAUCAACAUCUACCCUCUGGCUGUGCUGUUCGAGGACGCCCUGGUGCUGGGGGCUACCAACGAGAGUGUGCUCUACGACGGGCUGCAGGGCUCCACAGAGCCACUGGAGGCGCUGUUCCCUUACUGCACCGUCGAGAGGACCUCCCAGAUCUACCUCCACCACAUCCUCAGGCAGCUGCUGGUUCGCAACCUGGGUGAACAGGCUUUGAUGCUGGCUCAGUCAUGUGCCUCCCUCCCCUACUUCCCUCACGUCAUGGAGCUGAUGGUACACGUGGUCCUGGAAGAAGAGGCCACGUCUCGGGAGCCCAUCCCCGACCCUCUUCUGCCCACCGUGGCCAAGUUCAUCACAGAGUUCCCCCUCUUCCUUCAGACCAUAGUCCACUGUGCCAGGAAGACGGAGUACGCGCUGUGGAACUACCUGUUUGCCGCCGUGGGAAACCCCAAAGAUCUGUUUGAGGAGUGUCUCAUGGCCCAAGACCUAGACACGGCGGCGUCUUAUCUGAUUAUACUGCAGAACAUGGAGGUUCCAGCAGUGAGCAGGCAGCACGCCACACUCCUCUUCAACACGGCGUUGGAACAGGGCAAGUGGGACUUGUGCCGGCACAUGAUCCGAUUCCUCAAAGCCAUUGGCUCAGGGGAGAUGGAGACUCCGCCCCCAACACCCACCACUCAGGAACCCAGCUCAACUGGAGGUUUUGAGUUCUUCAGAAAUCGCAGCAUUAGUUUGUCUCAGUCGGCAGACGCCAUCGCUACAGGAAAGUUCAACCUGCAGAAGACCUUCAGUAUGCCCACUGGACCCUCUGCUAAAGGUCGGGACGCGGAGUGCGCAGAAAACAUGUACAUCGACAUGAUGCUCUGGCGCCAUGCCCGCCACCUCCUGGAGCAGGUACGCCUCCGCGACCUGGGCUGCUUCUCGGCGCAGCUGGGCUUCGAGCUCAUCGGCUGGCUGUGCCGCGAGCGGAACCGCGUGGCCCACGUCGACGAUUUUGUCUCGGCGCUGAAGAGGCUCCACAAGGACUUCCUCUGGCCGUUCCCCGUCAUCCCCGUGGGAAGCCUCAGUUCGCCCCUGAAGAACGGACGGUGUCGCGCAGUGCUGAGCUCACGGCUGUUGAAGUCGCAGUCGGCCGACAGCCUGUUGAACAGCGACAUGGACACAGCGCCCCCUCAGGCCGCUCCCUCCAACCACACCUGGCUGGACGGGCUGGAGCAGGAGGGCAAAGACAUGGACACGGCAUCGUCCGCUCACUCCAACCAGCACUCGCCUCAGACGCACGAUGCCUUCCUGUCACUACUCACCAACAAAGUGGAGGAGUACAGCAUCGGCUCGGCCACGGACCUGACGGAGACCAGCUCGGUGGUGGACGGCGAUUGGAUGAUGGUGGACGAGAACUCGUCCACUCUGAGCCUGAGCCAGGCCGAGCUGGAGCACAUCUCCAUGGAGCUGGCCAACAAGGGCCCGCACAAGUCACAGGUGCAGCUCAGGUACCUGCUCCACGUGUUCAUGGAGGCCGGCUGUCUGGAGUGGUGCGUGGUGCUCGGACUGAUCUUGCGGGACACGAACGUGAUCAAGCAGGUGAUCUGCUUCCUGGACAGCCCAGAGGUUCCUCAGGAAACUGUGAAGAGUGUCCGGAGCGGCUUAUUGGCUGUAGACACAUGGGCCUCCACUGACUGCCUGGGAUACAAACCGUUCCUCAACCUGAUCCAGCCGCAGCUGCAGCAGCUGAUGGACUCGGCGUCUGAGCAGGUGCAGCCAGAGGCCUUCCAGCCGACCGGCCAGAGCUCCAAGCUCGGCGGCCCCGAAGGUCCGGGGAGCGCCGUCGCUGGGCCCCGACCCGAGGACAGCAGAGGGGCGGCGGCUCCGCUGGGCCUCGCCCUGCCCCCCCUAGAACCCGCAGGGGGGUUUUCUCGCCCGCCUUCCGACGACUGUCCCCCCGAGCAGACGGAGGAGCAGGGGGACGAGGAGGGAACGUACGAUUGCACCUUGUCCUGAACCGAGGGGGCCUCCUCUUGGACUCUAACCUGUGAACUGGAGCCCCCCCGGAGGGAAAAAGAGGAGGAAGCAUGGGCUGACUGGAAAUAGAUUAUAUUUACGUGUGCUUGCGUGCGUGUGAAAGUACUUCCCCCAAGUCCUUACAGUCAGUAUUAUCCACUCUUCAGAUUUGUGCUUUGCGUCGACGAGAGCCCUGUGGAUACUGAGCGACCAGAGAGCAAAGUACCCCGACUGACAGGGAGACGUCACAGCACAACCGGACAUGGAGUCCGACUCCCGUCCAAAAGGCCUCACUUCAUCAAAAUGUUCUGCUAGAAAAAAAAACAGAUCACCUGUGUGUGUGGAAGCUUUAGACCAGUGCAGGAGGACACCAGGUUUUUUUGUGUAAUUUUUCUUUAAUUCAAGUGCAAUUGGAGACUUUGAUUUUUUUUUUCUUCACUGUCCCGACAAAAAGCUCCAUUGUUUCCUUCAGUUAAAUCAAACAACGCAAGAAUUCCGCUCAAAGACAAACAAACCCAAGUGUUUUGAUCGCAGCCUCACGCUACGUUGCUCAGCAUCAUGUAGAACAAAAGCUCUCGUCACAAAGCGUUUUUUCAAUACGCACUGGUGUGUGUGUGUGUGUGUGUGUGUGUGUGUGUGCGUGCGUGCGCGCGCUUUCAUACCUCAUUUGACUUAAAAAAAAAGAUAUUUUUCAAUAAUGUAACAAGUGUACAGGAUAACAUUAUUUUUCUAUCAACUUCACCCUCGUCCCCUCCCACGAGUCUAAUCAUGAAAAAAAAAAUUUGCUCACGGUUAUGAAUUCUAUGUCAUUUGCGUUUUACCACUGAUCAUCAGUACCUGCGCUCAUGUGUUUUUCACGCCCCUGACCUUGCUGAUGUCCAGGCAGGUGUGACGGCAGAAUCAGCCGCCUGAGCUGAGCAGAUUUAAAGCUGUAGAGAGAUGAAGGUUUUUGGGGUUGAACGGAUGCUAUAAAAACCAAAUCAUACAAUACUUUAUCCAGCUAUUAAACAGAGAUUUGGGUUUGAAUCUUAGUCUUGAGAGGUUCAAAACGUUCUUCCUCUCGAGGCAGAUCAUCAGCUGAAGAUUGCGUAAUAUUCAAACCAUUCCACUUGAUUUGUAACCUAAACCUUUUGCGGCAAGAGCACAAUAUAAUUCCCUCGUCGGAGGCUUUAAUAGGGAUACGUCAGUUUGUUCUGAAAACCUAGGAUGAACUUGACGUUCCUCAUUGCCUCGCCGUGGUUAUGUGAUAAUUUUAUUCAACCUUCGUCAUCUGAUCAGGGCUCAACAUUUCAUUUAGUCCAUCGUGCAUAGACAACGACCACCAGUUCACACGCCUCUGCGUGCUCCUGUGUGGACUUCUGAACGCAUGUGACCACAUUGUAUUGACGACUGAUCGACAUGGAAUUGAUUUUAAUCGUAUUAGUUGUCAUUAUUACCAUUAUUUAUUGGCAUUAUAGCGGAAUGAUCAUUGCUGAACUGAUACCUGGAGAUGUGCUUGUGGUGUUUUUUUAAUUACUGAUGACUUUUACCCUCCUAGUUAAUCAAAGUCACGUAUUGGCUCUCGAACCAUAAGCACCAAAAGGUUUAUCACAGUUAAACGUCAGUAUUAUGUUGUGCGAUGAAUUGAAAUGUUACUCCGCUUCAUUUUUUGUUGUCCCUACUUCUGUUUUAUUUUUCCCUCAUAUAUUUGCUUUUACUUUUCCCGUUUACCAAAUCAUACCUGUACACACAUUUUUACUCUUGUCAGUGAGUACAAAGAUGAGUUGGGUGUGACAUCUGUUGAAAGUUAAGAUUUCUUCAGUAGGUUUCUCUUUUUAUUGAAUUGAAUUAGAAAAAAAAGGGCAAAAGUGACUUUGCUGAUGUGCUGUUGUCACGGCAGCGUGAAAUCCGUCUCCGCUCUACAGCUCCACCUCGCUGCUCCGCUGUAAAGCUUUACUUGACUUGAAAACGGUGACUUGAUGAACCAAAGACUUUUCACGUCCAGAGGCCUUCUGUUUUUUUUAAAGUGGUCGCUUCGAUUGAGUGCUCGAGUCGUCAUGCAGAGGGAACACACACACACACACACACACACACACACACACACACACACACACACACACACACACACACACACACACACACACACACACACACACACACACACACACACACACACACACACACACACACACACACACACACACACACACACACACACACACACACCCUCUCUCUCUCUCUCAUUAGAAACAUAGCCAUCAAUGCUCAGACACUAACGCUGACGUCACAUGAGAUAAUUUUGACCGGACAUCAGUGUUCCAGAUCUUUUAUGGUUUCCCCUCUCUGCGGGCGAGGGCGGCUCAGUCAGGUGUGUCUCGAGGUACGUGGGUCACGUUCGCUCCAACGUGGACAGUGCCCCCUCCCUCUCCCUCCCUCUGCCCCGUGUACAGUUUUAAAAGUGUUGCCUGUGUCCUGACUCGUUUCUUCGGCAGGAUUCAGCAGAUAUCCUCAAUGCAGUGUAAAGAUUCUCUCUUGUACAUUUGCCUUUUUCUACUCGUGUUUGGUUUUCUACUUCAUUUUUUUUUUCUUCUCCUUCUUGUACAUAAAGAUCAAUAAAUUAUUUUUAAAAAUG
Messenger RNA from Scophthalmus maximus (turbot), 7476 nucleotides. It is a transcript of the gene ric1, whose product is annotated as RIC1 homolog, RAB6A GEF complex partner 1. The transcript is spliced from 27 exons. The coding region runs from base 534 to 4865 and encodes 1443 amino acids. The record is from RefSeq and is a predicted model, not a curated record. NCBI's taxonomy places the organism in Eukaryota, Metazoa, Chordata, Actinopteri, Pleuronectiformes, Scophthalmidae. Gene Ontology annotation, cellular component: Ric1-Rgp1 guanyl-nucleotide exchange factor complex; cytosol; Golgi membrane. Gene Ontology annotation, molecular function: protein binding. Gene Ontology annotation, biological process: retrograde transport, endosome to Golgi; intracellular protein transport.